Molecule: messenger RNA, 855 nt
Organism: Klebsormidium nitens
Lineage: Eukaryota; Viridiplantae; Streptophyta; Klebsormidiophyceae; Klebsormidiales; Klebsormidiaceae
Source: the annotation of a GenBank genome assembly
AUGGCGUCUCGAGUCGCGCUGUUCUCCCUCACUCUCCUCGUCUCGCUCGCCGUGACCAGCUUAAGCUGCGUCGCGGGAGCCGCCCUGGUGCCGGGCCUGUCCCUGCAUGACCCCGCCCUGGUGAACGCGUUCCUGCGAAGCACCAACCUGAGCAACCCCCAGGCUUCGCACCGGAAGCACGGCGGCCGCUCCAGCCUGUUCCCGGGACCCCCGCUCUUCGCCGUUGGCUUCGUGUCGCUCUGCUGCCUUCCCCUUGCCCCCAACAUGAAGGACAUCCUCAUUGCGGAAGCCGAAGGGGACGCUGACGAGGAGCCGCACACGUCAAACCCCACUUCGCAAUGCGAGGCCACGUCGGCACAGGAGGGGCCUCCCACCGGCUCGGCUCACGGUUUGGAGGUGGAGGCUGGCCCGUCUGGUAGUGCGCCUCCCCCUGGCGGCCCGCCUCUGUGGCACCAGGUGGGCGCCUGCUGCCUGCUGCUGGCGCAAGCUGCGGUCGGCACCCCGGCGGCCAUGCCGCAGUUGGUCCCUGCCACCCACCUCGUGCGGCUCGGCCCGCGCCCAGAGUCGGCGUUCCUAAUUUGGGUGGACAUGUGCAUGGUCAUGACGGGCAGUAUGGCUAUCUUUGGCGGCGGCGUCGGGGGUUGCCUCGCUCUGCUGCUCUGGUCGGGUGGGCCCUCUGCGGGCCUCCUCGCGAGAACCAAGACGGGUCCGGCUACUCUCGCACGCAGCGCGGCGACGAGGACCUGGAAACAGGCGCACCGCCGGGCCACAGCCAGGCAUAGCGGCCAGCAGGGACAGGCCGCGCGCUCGUCAUGGGUCGUCGAGGUGACUCUUCUGGAGACAAGCCAACGGUGA